AUGGGUUACUAUUGGCCUACGAUGCCAUUUGAUGCAUGGGGUCUAGAUGUAGUUAGCCCAUUGACCAAGUCUUCUGCAGGCCACUUAUAUAUCUUGGCUGCCACAGAUUACUUCUCCAAAUGGACUGAAGUCGUCCCACUUAAAGAAGUCAAGAAAGAAACUGUUGUUGACUUCAUCAAAUCCUACAUUAUUUAUUGGUAUGGUGGACCUCACUACAUCAUCACUGAUAAUGGAAAGCCUUUCUACAACAGUCUAAUAGAGAAAUUUUGUGAAAGAUUUGGAUUUAAGCAACGCAAUUCCUCAAUGUACAAUACACUUGCCAACGGACUGGCAGAGGCAUUUAACAAAACUUUAGGCAACCUAUUGAAAAAGAUUCCUUCAUUAAGGAUAGCUAUACAGAAAGGUCUCAUUGAUGAUAAGAAUGCAAAACUACGCCUUGCUGUGUUAGAAGCAUUGGAUGAAAAGAGAUUUGAAGCACAACAAAAACUUGAGUGUUUCCAAGCUCGACUCUCUAGAGCUUUCAAUAAGAAGGUUAGACCCCGGUCUUUUCAAGUUGGAGAAUUGGUAUUGGUUGUUCGAAGACCUAUCAUCACCACCCACCGAACCAGCAACAAGUUCUUGUCCAAGUGA
Molecule: messenger RNA, 630 nt
Organism: Camellia sinensis
Lineage: Eukaryota; Viridiplantae; Streptophyta; Magnoliopsida; Ericales; Theaceae
Source: RefSeq, a predicted model, not a curated record